AUGAACUUCGAAAACCUUGGCAACUUUUCUAUCCCUGCUACACUCCCUGCUACCACCACCCAGUCUGCUACUUUGGAGGGUAGAGAAACUACACCAGCAGCUCCAACACAAGCAGUACAAGCGGCACCAACACGCAAUAACCUUUUGGCCAGGCUCGUUCGUAGAGGAUACGACAAUUCAAGUCGCCCUUGGGACUUUGCAGCUGGAUGGAACAAUGAGCCCAACUAUACCGUCAACAACUGGACUCCCGAUCGUGUUGCGCAACGCAUUCAGGGUCUGUGGGAGUCGAUGAAUGCUCGACACAGGGCUGGUCGCCGGCUCAAGGACUGCCCAUUGGAGGAGCGAGAAGCCAAUGCACGCAACGACCAACGUCGUAGAACACUUGACAGCCGACGUAACCGGGUAAUGAGGGUGCGCCGCAGGACAGCAUAUGCUCGUCAUCGCAUCGACGCCACCGUGCAAAGCAUAAUGCGGUACUAUUCACAAGCAGACGUGCCACGGUUGUUCACUGCAGCAAUGACCUCGGAUGAUCAGGGUGAGGGAGGUGUAGUGCAUGUGCCGCAUUAUUGUACAGCACCGGUACAGCAACUCUUUCAGCAGCUUGACUUCUUGACGGAAGGCCCUGACGCACCAAGAUGGGCAGGAAGAACGCGUGUGCCUGAUAACUCUCGCACUCUCACUACAGUGCUCACCCGAUAA
Molecule: messenger RNA, 699 nt
Organism: Lichtheimia ornata
Lineage: Eukaryota; Fungi; Mucoromycota; Mucoromycetes; Mucorales; Lichtheimiaceae
Exons: 6
Coding region: 1-699 (232 amino acids)
Source: RefSeq, a predicted model, not a curated record